Messenger RNA from Volvox carteri f. nagariensis, 1773 nucleotides. RefSeq lists its product as uncharacterized. The transcript is spliced from 15 exons. NCBI's taxonomy places the organism in Eukaryota, Viridiplantae, Chlorophyta, Chlorophyceae, Chlamydomonadales, Volvocaceae. Bases 1 to 1773 code for a protein of 590 amino acids. The record is from RefSeq and is a predicted model, not a curated record.
AUGCCGCGUUACUUGAAGAUAGAUGAUGUCCCGGCGAUACUGUCGGAGCUGCAAGGAACUGGUACCGAGACGCCAUACCAGAAGGAUGCAUGGCAAAAGCGCUGGUGCUACAUUACCGAUAAGACCGAAGCGAACGCAGCCGUGCUGUCUUACCGAUGGCGCGUUCGUGGCCGCGCUGAGAAUAUCAACGACUACAAGACGUGGAUAUCCGAUUGCGGCAGAGAGGGCUAUUCGGUUCACGACCUGCCUGAUAAUGGGCCAGUGCCUGUCAACUGGUCCUUAGCGGACGGCCAUGCCAUACAAAUUGAGGUCGCCGCCUGGCUGUUGUGGCUGCACACCAACAAAAAAGCCAAGUAUGCCUGGGUGGAUCAGAUGUGUGUACCGCAGGACCUGGCGAACCUGGAGGAGAAGAUGAAUUACAUCAAGGAAAGCCCCGCAAUCUACACAGCCGGACAAGUGUAUGUGAUUAUUGCCCCGGUUGUGGACUACGCGACAGGCAAGAUCAUGAACGCCAAGGAGGCGCGCAGCAUCGUACAGCAGUACAAUUCCGAGAUGGACUCGUACAGGGGUGUUAGUUUACUGAGCCGGUCAGCGGUUAAGGCUCUGUUGGUCAACAACUCGUACAUGCGGCGUGUGUGGACCAUUCAGGAGGCGGUGGCAGCCAACAGCCUGUCUGUGUGGCCGCUGAGGGGGGAAGGCCAAGUCAACUCGUAUCAGAGCAUCCAUGUGGUGGACUGGACCGAAUUCAACCCCUGGAACAGCCACCCGAAGCUGGGACCGCUGUACCUCAAGUUCGGUGACAAGGCACUCGAGGGCUUUUACGAGGGAGACUACACCGGCAUUAUCAAGGUUCUUCGCGAUCACCCCUCUGACGGCAUUGGUUACCUGGCCAUGAUUAGUAAGGAUCUGAUGUGGAUCACCAUGGACCGCAGCGGCCUCAUCAGCGACAUCAAGAAGGCGGACAGCCCCGCCAAGAAGGCGUUUGUGCUGCUCAACAAUCACCAGACUCAGAGCGCCCGCGCCUUCCUUCCCGAAGACCGCGUGCUGGCCCUGAUCCCGCUGGUGGACUAUCCGGCGUGGAAGGAGGUGACUAAGGGGGUGCCCGGAAGACACAUGGUGCAGGCGUCCGUGGCGUGGGCGUACGGCAUCAUGGAGGCACAGAUGGCCACGUGGAAGUGGUCGAUCCGGGUGUACAACAGUCCCACAUGCAAGGCCCGCGGUCUUGACCAGCUUCAGCCCCGACGUAACUUGGGGAACAAUACGGCAAUGUGGGGGGCUACCAGCUCGAAGGUGCAGAUUCCCACCGAGGGCGGCACCCUUGUGCUCACUUCGCCACCGCCGCAUUCGGACCCCGAAGUCAAGGCGUACCAGGAGUCCCAUGCUACAAGCUCAUUGUCCUUGCUUGUUGAGGCGGCUCUUGUGAUGCCGCAUCCCGGCCAGGCCAAGUACUGGGGAGGGGGCCCCUGGACCUCCAUCCGUGAUGUACUGCAAACCGACGAGGUGUUUCGGUUGUCCGUACAGUGGGGGCUGGAGCCGUGGCGAAACCCGAACCUCGGGCUGGACGCGGAGCAAUGCGCAGUUGUGGUGUUGUCCGGGGACCUGCCUAACCCCGUUAUGGUGAUUGCGGGAAUCCCGGAGGGGGACGACGAUCCAACGACUGGCCAGGUGAUGGAGGUGGUUGAGACUCCGGUCUUCGGCUGUUGUUAUGGUCACUUGAAUAGCAUCAUUGUUUUCCGGUGCGUCACUAGUUUUCUUAUGCCCAGGGACAAGUAG